Cyphellophora attinorum is the source of this 1803-nucleotide messenger RNA. RefSeq lists its product as uncharacterized. The transcript has 2 exons. The record is from RefSeq and is a predicted model, not a curated record. The coding region runs from base 1 to 1803 and encodes 600 amino acids. NCBI's taxonomy places the organism in Eukaryota, Fungi, Ascomycota, Eurotiomycetes, Chaetothyriales, Cyphellophoraceae.
AUGGGAGAAAAUACUAUUGUAUACUCGGCUGUGGAGCCAGAGCCAGGUCAAGCACAACGAACAACACGCAUCCAUGGACGCGUCAAGGAAAUCUCUAUCGCCUUUGCGGUCAUGACUGUGCCCAUGCUAGCCUUCUCUGCAGCUCUGGUCGGCCUGGUCUUCUACUUCCGAGUCACCCAAAAUGCUUUCGUGUCUGAGGAUCUUGCUUUCGACCCACAGCGCGAUGCAAGCGUCUUCUUUGUCGACAUCAGCGCGACCACGCUCAUCACGGUUGCGUCGUGGUCGAGUACGGCGGCGCCGAUCCUGGUCGGCUUCGCUGUGACUCUAGUCUCGUAUCCCAUCGCGAGUCGGAUACUCUCGGCGUCUGUGAAACAAGAUCAGCGCCAGCUGCCCACCCCGUUUGAGUUCUCGCUACUAUUGAAGAUGCUAUCUAGUGGAUCCCCUUCAGCCUUGUGGAACUGGGUGGAAUACUCGUUCAGUUGGAGAGGUCGACGAGCUCGUCAGGGGAGCGCGAUCAAGACUCUGACUUGCAUACUGACUCUGGCGGUUCUUCUCAGCACCUUCGUAUUGGCCGCUGAUACUUGGCUACACUUCACCACUAAGACAGUCCCCUUUACUCAGGUCCAAACAACUUCAGACACUCCCGAGCUCGGCUUUGGUGUCUACGACAACUGCACGGAUGUCGACCGGACAUACUCCAUGAUCUGCAAUAUGAACAAUCCCGCCUCUGGUGCAACCCUCAUGGGUAAUGGUCCCGUCGAAGUGCUGUCCAAUGUUUCCGAUAGCAUGUUGGUGCGGACGCAUUCUACUGGAGACGAUCAGUACGCGUACGUGGUGAGCGCAAAGCUACCGCAAAUGGCAUCCGUCGAUUACAGCGCCAGUUCGUACGCUGUGCAGACUCAAUGCACACCUGUGACCAGCAGUUGCAUGGACGCUGAAGGUGCAUACGGCCUGGGCGUACCCUUCCACUGUCCUUUCCAAUUCCAGGGCAUCGCAGAUACAAGCGUUGGCUCGGCAAAUUCGGUCAAAAUGGCGUACUUCACCGAUUCCUCUGGCAACAACAACGACACUUCCCUUGUCUCCGUAGGCAAUCCUUACUACCACGCCACUGUUGCUGUGGUCAACAUGCGUAAUGGGCCGAGUUCAGCCCUGGUCAGCGAUCCACAGAUCGUCAAGGGCGUCCACGGCGGUUCUACCAUCAUCGCUUUGUUCUGUACGUCCACCGUCUACGACCUCGAGUAUACAUCUGUCAACGGCAGCAUCACCCGCUUCGUCACGAGCCCAAGCAACACUUCCAUGGCAAACAUUCUUCAAGGGACACAAAGACUCACCGAAGCCGGAGAUGCAAAUCUUGUUCAAGCUGCAAGUGUUGCCGGUCUAGGAGAUUCAGCCCAAGCAAUCUCCGACCAGUUCGCCCUCUCCUACAGCCAGACUGCGCUCGCCGUCGCCUCAGGGGCCUUCGAGCCACGCCUGGCGCUUGAGGCUCAGUCGAGAGAAAACAUGCUGGUAGCGCGCGUCCCUAAGGCCCCACUGACAUGUCUGCUCGUUGCCAACGUGUCGCUGGUAGUGCUGGGAAUUAUCCUCGCCAUCGUGGCAAUAUCCUGCAGCCACGACGCAAAUGAGGUCCAGGCACGGCUUGGCAUUCCUGCACUGGUGGCGACCCUUUUCGAAGAAGCGAGGAUCCGCGCACCCGUUCAGAAGGUGGACGACAUGUUCGAGGAGAGUCGGGGGCAGCAGUCCGCACGUGUUGGUUUUGUGAGGUCGCAUCACGGGGCUUGGGUGCUGAGUAGGAUCCCGUCUUGA